ACAACCCCCGGCUUUUAAACACAAGAUGUGCUCGAUUUAGUACACGGACUGUCCCGACAAGGCAGACACGCGUUGUUUUUCCCUAUUGCCGAGCAGGCGGGGACAGUUACAGGGUGUUGUGGACAAGUGACUGCAAUACACAGUGUCCGCGGCACCCAUGUUACAUUCCCCACCCACCCUGCGCCUGCUCUGUGAGCAAACCGAGGCGUAUAAACGCACAAUCCAAGCUAGCUUGUGUUUAGAGGCGUUUGUGCACUGAGCGGCUGUAGCUUAGCGCAGCAUCCGGUUAGUUAGCCCGUGACUCGCGUAUCAUAACGAAACUAUGAAAAUUUGCAUGUGGAAGUAAUACCGAGUGCCUCGGUCGACCAGCGAUACAGCGGAAAGUUUUUAUUUUGUAAAGGAAAGAAAAAAUGUUUUAACGGUGGUAUAGCGGCGCGUAUGUUUUAGCCUGCUAGUGCUAGCUGAGUAGCAGGGUGGCUAACUGGAGCACAGGACCCGGCUUGUCAGCAGACAGACAGACCUGAUCUAAGUGUAGAUAUUCGUACAUUUAAAGCAAUGGAUUGUGACCCGGGAACAACCUCUGAGCGGAUUCUGCUGGAGCCAUACAAGUACUUGUUGCAACUGCCAGGAAAGCAAGUGAGGACAAAACUCGCCCAAGCAUUCAACCACUGGCUCAAUGUUCCCGACGACAAACUGCAGGUGAUCAUUGAGGUGACGGAGAUGCUGCACAACGCCAGCCUGCUCAUUGAUGACAUAGAGGACAGCUCCAAGCUGCGGCGUGGUUUCCCUGUGGCCCACAGCAUCUACGGCAUUCCCUCCGUCAUCAACUCAGCCAACUACGUCUACUUCCUGGGAUUGGAGAAGGUGCUAACCCUGGAGCAUCCCGAGGCCGUCCAAAUGUUUACCCAGCAACUACUAGAGCUGCACCGUGGCCAGGGCCUGGACAUCCACUGGAGGGACACCUACACUUGUCCCACCGAGGAGGAGUACCGCAACAUGGUGCUGCAGAAAACUGGGGGGCUCUUUGGUUUGGCUGUGGGCCUGAUGCAGCUCUUCUCCGAUUGGAAACAAGACCUGAAACCGCUCCUGAACACGCUUGGUCUCUUCUUCCAGAUCCGCGAUGACUACGCCAACCUGAGCUCCCGCGAGUACAGCGAGAACAAAAGCUUCUGCGAGGACCUCACCGAGGGCAAGUUCUCUUUCCCCACCAUUCAUGCCAUAUGGUCGCGUCCAGAGAGCACCCAGGUGCAGAACAUCCUGAGGCAGCGCACGGAGAACAUGGACAUAAAAAAGUACUGUGUGGACUACAUGGAGAAGAUCGGCUCGUUUGCCUACACCCGUCAGACACUGCGGGACCUGGAGAUCGAGACGUACCGUCUCAUCGAGCAGUGUGGGGGGAACCCUCAACUGGAGAGCCUGGUCACACACCUCAGCAAAAUGCAUCACAAGGCUGAAGCAACGGCAGAGGCCAGUCCUGAGCCGCACUCCAGCGAAAACCACUGACCUCAUCCAGCUGUCACUGCUGCAGUACCCACAUACUGACCCUGCACACUCCACUAACACACAAGCUUCACUGACAACACUGAUGCAGACAUACAAAUUCCUAAGAAAGCACAACACACAUAUUAAUGUUUAAUUUUACGAGUCACAAUCAUAAAAGUAUGACACAUGAAUUCUAGUGGACUGCUUUGACUGCAUUCAGGAGCAGUCCCAAAUGUUGCCUUUAUCUUCUGUGCUAAACAGCAUCCUCCAAGUGUUGCUUAAGAAAGUACUCAUCACCAAUUUUUAUAUUCAUGUGUAUCUGCGCUGUCAAUGUAAUCAAAAUACAAAAGAACUUCCUACACUGAAGUUUGCUUCUCAUGAAAAUGAAAAAAGCUUGAGAGCCUUGAUAUGAGCGAUACAGUGCAUAUAAAUGUAUUUUCUCAUGUUUUGCCACCAAAUUAAAAGUGUGAAGUGUAUGUAGCGCAGAGUGAAUGCUGGGUGUGUUAUUUAAGAUACGAUUGGAUGGAUGGAUGUGUCGAGCGUAUGAUGUGUGAUUUGCGGAUAAUCGUGAAGCCACCAGAGUGCCAAUCCCGUGGAAAAGACCUGCAAGUCGAUCGUCUACUUGUGAUGUAACAUGUUGGUAUUAUAUUCAAAGUAGCACUCAAGUUGUUUUUGCUCGGCUGUUUACGAAUACAGUGUUGAGGCUUUGGUCUAUUGUUCAGAUUCAGCGCAGCUCUUCACAUCUCCAAUGUUUGGAAUGAGGACUUUGUGCUGUUGUUCUUUGCAUCUCUUGAAUAAAAAACAACAUUUAAGAAUAA
Pleuronectes platessa (European plaice) is the source of this 2300-nucleotide messenger RNA. It is a transcript of the gene ggps1, whose product is annotated as geranylgeranyl diphosphate synthase 1. The transcript has 4 exons. Lineage: Eukaryota; Metazoa; Chordata; Actinopteri; Pleuronectiformes; Pleuronectidae. Gene Ontology annotation, molecular function: prenyltransferase activity. The record is from RefSeq and is a predicted model, not a curated record. Bases 556 to 1503 code for a protein of 315 amino acids. Gene Ontology annotation, biological process: isoprenoid biosynthetic process.